Messenger RNA from Fomitiporia mediterranea MF3/22, 1439 nucleotides. RefSeq lists its product as uncharacterized. The record is from RefSeq and is a predicted model, not a curated record. Gene Ontology annotation, molecular function: protein kinase regulator activity. The coding region runs from base 90 to 1319 and encodes 409 amino acids. Lineage: Eukaryota; Fungi; Basidiomycota; Agaricomycetes; Hymenochaetales; Hymenochaetaceae. The transcript is spliced from 6 exons. Gene Ontology annotation, cellular component: protein kinase CK2 complex; cytoplasm.
AACAACAGCAACUCCUGUCUCCGCCAGACUCUAGAGUGGCUGCAGGGGAAGACGAGCUGCAAAACCAGGUAGUAGAGGGUGGUGAAGCAAUGGAGGAGGACGUUGAGCAAGAAGGAUACGCUUCGUCGACUCCGACAUCAUCAUUAACAUGGAUUAGCUGGUUCUGUGCUCUUCCUGGCCACGAAUAUUUCUGCGAAGUCAGCGAGGACUUCAUCGAAGAUGACUUCAACUUGACGGGAUUGAACAGCAUGGUGCCAUUUUGGAAAGAGGCAAUGGAGAUGGUCUUGGAUGUCGAACCUGAAGAAGACUCGCUGAAAAUACCGGAUGUGUCGAUUGUCGAGGCCUCUGCCGAGCUCCUCUACGGCUUGGUUCAUCAGAGGUACAUUCUAACUCGAGCUGGUCUACAUGCUAUGGCAGAGAAGUAUGAAGCGGGUCAAUUUGGCACUUGUCCACGCGUUUACUGUCUUUCAUGCCAUAUUGUACCCUGUGGGCGGUCUGAUCUACCUGGAAUUGACACUGUGAAACUAUAUUGCCCGAAUUGUAAUGACAUCUAUACCCCUCCAAGUAGUCGAUACCAGGGCGUUGAUGGUGCAUUCUUUGGCACUACUUUUGCCCAUCUUUUCUUCCAGACGUAUCGUGAAUUCGCUCCUGCACCGUUCUAUACUCCUCCAAAUGCUGGUUCAUCCACUCGAUCACCAACUGGCUCACAAACUUCUUCGACUCAGAACUUUGUCAAUCCCAACCCAUAUGGCGGGCAAAAACCUGCUGCUGGGAAGGUAUACACACCAAAGAUAUAUGGGUUCCGAGUAAGCGAGCGGGCGAAAAGCGGUCCUCGAAUGCGAUGGCUCCGAUUGCGACCGGAGAGCGCAUCUGAACUUGAUCAAGUUGAUUGGCGAGGGAGAUGGAUUACGAGCGAUGAUGAUGGUUAUACUGAUGACGAAGAGGAGAUGGGUCCUUUAGAAGACUUUGAUCCUGACGCUGCUGGCGAGGACGAUGAUGAAGAGGAAGAGGAGGAAGAGGAGGGCGAUGAGAACGCGCCUGCUAUUGGAGGCUCAGGUGUUGUACCAGGCCGAAGACAAGCAAGUGCUGCAUCAUCUUCAGGUGGCCAAAGGACGCUGCGCCCACCCACACCUAUUCACGGAUCUGUAGCUUCAUCGCCACCAGCUUCGUCAUCAGUAGCUACGGUUAGCCCUCAGGCGACAUCGAGAACAAGACAAGAGCCUAUUCAGCAGUCUACUCCCCUUUCUUAUGGAAAGUCGCUCAGUGGGCUCGGUGGAGGGCAACGGGUAAAGGUCGUGCGAAGUGUACCUCACGCUUAGUGGAGAUUAGAGUAUUUUUUUAACAUUUGCAAUUUCCGACUUGCUUUCUGUUUGUUUGUGCUCCAUCCUUACUGUCCCUACACUUCGGGAUUCUUUACUUUGAACACUACGUAAAUGGUA